AUGGCACCUCCGCGUAUCCCAUCCGCGUCCUACACGAGCAGCUCCACGGCCAGCCCGUCCACCGCGCCCCCCUCCUCUGGGUGGGACUACAUCCUAAAAUUCAUCCUGAUUGGCGACUCUUCCGUGGGCAAAUCCUCCCUCCUGGUCCGGCUCACCGACGACCGAUUCCUCACCUCACCCGAUCCGACCAUCGGCGUCGAGUUCGGCUCGCACCUCAUCCGCCUCGACAACGGCGAGACCGUCAAAGUCCAGGUCUGGGAUACGGCCGGAAGCGAAUCCUUCCGCUCCAUCACCCGAUCCUACUACCGCGGUGCAGCCGGCGCGCUGCUCGUGUACGACGUCACCCACAGAGCCUCUUUCGCCAACGUCAAGAGCUGGCUGGACGAUGUGAGGACGAACGCGGAGGAGAAAGUUACGGUGGUGCUGGUCGGGAACAUGUACGAUCUCGUGGAGCAGGAGGACGGAGUAGAGGAAGACCAAGGUGCAGCAAGGUUGGUGAGGAGAAGAAGCAAAGGUGCGAGACGACAGGUUCCGACACAGGAAGCGAAGGAGUUUGCGGAAAAGGAAGGAUUGCUGUUCGUUGAAGCGAGUGCGAAAACGGGGUGGAAUGUUAAGGAGGCGUUUGCGUUGGCGGCCAAGGAUAUCCAUGAGAAGUUUUCGCAGGCGGAUGCGGAGGGUGCCAACGGCGAUGCGCGGCAAGGCGGAGAUGCGGGGAGCGGAAGGGAUACGUUGGGUAAGAGGAGCCGGAUGAGAGCGAGAGCGGGCGGGAGGACGAGCGGUACGGUCAGUCUGGAUCAGCAGCAGCAGCCGGGGUCACCGCAGACUCAGAGGAACGUCAGUGGAUUUUCGAUCCGUAAUCUCACACGUGGUGGUGCUGCAGCAGCAGCACAACAUCCUAGUGGCGAUGGCUCGACCUCAGAUUCGCAACCAAGAGGCGCUGCCGAAUGCUGUAUCAUCUGCUAG
Pseudozyma hubeiensis SY62 is the source of this 963-nucleotide messenger RNA. RefSeq lists its product as hypothetical. The record is from RefSeq and is a predicted model, not a curated record. The coding region runs from base 1 to 963 and encodes 320 amino acids. Gene Ontology annotation, molecular function: GTPase activity; GTP binding. Gene Ontology annotation, cellular component: endosome. Gene Ontology annotation, biological process: regulation of endocytosis. Lineage: Eukaryota; Fungi; Basidiomycota; Ustilaginomycetes; Ustilaginales; Ustilaginaceae. The transcript has a single exon.